UGCCUCCCGAAGUUAAAGACGACGACGCAUUUGGUCUCUUCAAACGGAAUUGAAGGACGUGUAUUUGCAUAAAGAGCGGUUUAUAUAGUGACACAGAGUGAACAGGUGUCACAUCUUAACCUGGGAGCCCGUUGUGAACAUCAGAAGUGCCAGAAGUCUACCUGUAAACCACACCGGAGAAUAAAACUACCCCAGAACUUCAUUUCAAGGAACUGCCCAUCACCAAUCUCAUCCAUCAUUUGAAUUGAAGACAAGAAGAUCUACAGCAUGGACAACAGACUGGUCUUCACUGUCCUGUUUGUGACACUGUCCUGGAUGUCUUUGAGGACCUGUGCUAAAAAUGAUACGACAGCGGCUCCGGCGAACAACAUGACAACUGUAGCUCCCCCACUGACUCUUAACACCACAGUGGAAACUCUCAAGACACCUGUUUCUAGGACAGGGUGUGGGACCCAACAGCUCUGUGCAGCUGAGCCCUCUGAGUGCGACCCCUCCAUGGCAGGAUCAUGUUUCUUUCUUGCCGUAAAGCGACAAAGCGGUCAAAACUUUGAGUUCGGGCUCUCAGGAGAGUCAGACGGUUACCUUGCUGCCACCCUUUCACCUGGCGCAACAGUGGGAGAUAACGACACAACCUACGUCUGUGCAAAAAACAACGGUGGCGUUCAGUUCUUUAGCACUCUCCUCAGCAAUGGCCAUCUGAUUGAGACAGUGUUGAACGUGAACUCUGUGAGGGGCAGUGUCACUGGAAGCAGAAUCCAGUGUACAUUUUCUGCCACUGUACCAAGCCCAGAAACUAGAACAUCAGGUUUCUCACUCUCAAUCUCAACUGGACCUUUCAACAGCACUUCUGGUACUCUGGGAGCCCCCAACACAGCAUUAAGGAGCCCCGUUGUAGACCUUGGAAAUCCUAACACCACCAUCACCAAUGCGCUUUCCCCCAACACCACCACUUCCCUGACUGCCAACGUGACACAAUCACCAGCAAACAACAUGACAGCACAGCCAACUUCUCAAGUAUUAACUGCAGCUCCCCCACUGACUCCUAACACCACAGUGGAAGCUCUUGAGACACCUGUUUCUAGGACAGGGUGUGGGACCCAACAGCUCUGUGCAGCUGAGCCCUCUGAGUGCGACCCCUCCAUGGCAGGAUCAUGUUUCUUUCUUGCCGUAAAGCGACAAAGCGGUCAAAACUUUGAGUUCGGGCUCUCAGGAGAGUCAGACGGUUACCUUGCUGCCACCCUUUCACCUGGCGCAACAGUGGGAGAUAACGACACAACCUACGUCUGUGCAAACAACAACGGUGUUGUUCAGUUCUUUAGCACUCUCCUCAGCAAUGGCGAUCUGAUUGAGACAGUGUUGAACGUGAACUCUGUGAGGGGCAGUGUCACUGGAAGCAGAAUCCAGUGUACAUUUGCUGCCACUGUACCAAGCCCAGAAACUAGAACAUCAGGUUUCUCACUCUCAAUCUCAACUGGACCUUUCAACAGCACUUCUAAUACUCUGGGAGCCUCCAGCAUCCAAUUUAGGAGCGCUGUUGUAGACCUGGGAAAUCCUGAUACCAUCCUCACCAAUGAACUUUCCCAGACAAACAGCACCACCAGUUCCCCCAAUACCACUAGUUAUGCCAUCACAUUCCAGCAAUCACUGAUGCAGGCUCUGCUGAUUUCCGUGGGUGCACUGGGUCUGGCCAUGCUAUGAGAAAAAUGAAACCCCCAUGGGUCAAGACGAGAAAACCAUAACUUCCCUAUUCAUACAUAUGUGCUACUCAAUAUAAACAUCCCCCAAGACAUUUACUAUGCACAGUAUAUCCCAGAUUUUUAGGAUCAUGCUGAAUUUUGUAUUAACUCACUGGAGGUGAAAGUAGAAGGUGCGAUGGAGGCUGGCCACUCUUCUAGAGCCUUCUGACUGCUUGAGCACCCGUUAUAGAAUCUGAAACAAACAAAGGAAUACAUUUUGAAGUUUUUAAUUUAAUGUUAUAUGUAAUCAAUUUUGUUUUGUAACCCUAGGACUGCUGGAUUUCUGUCCUGGGAGCUACUUAAUUGCAGGCAAAUACACUGACUCUUUGCCCCAGGUGUAAAUCUACCUUUGAAUACAAAUGAGAAGCAUUAUUACAAUUAGAACCAUUAAGAGUAGUCAGACAUCAAUUCCAAAUCAGGUUAACCUGUGGCUUUCACCAGCAGAUGCCAUGCUUUAUAGAAAUUUUGGGUUUGGGGUCUGGUUACCUUUUAAGCCCACAUCGCUACUGUCAGGCCAAAACCACAUGACUUGGUAACUCCAUGGCAACAUCUGGGGAUAUCAAAUUGUUGACACGAGAAGCAAAGGAACAUUGUUGUUCUCCGCUCCUGUCACUUAAAAAGAUGCCAGGAAAAUGGCAGACAUGUGCUUUUGCAUUUUGUUAUUAUUAUUGUGUUAUUACCUUUGGUCUAAAUGUAUGUACUUAUGAUGAUUCAACAAUGCUUUUAAAAUGAAGCCUACGUUGGCUGAUAUUUUCGUGUUUGUGUGCAAUUAUACAUGCAAAUGAGCUAUUGCACAUAAAGAGUGCUAUAUAUGAUAUAAGAUAUUGGUGAAAAUGAUUC
This is a messenger RNA of Xiphias gladius (swordfish), 2576 nucleotides long. RefSeq names its product putative ferric-chelate reductase 1. The record is from RefSeq and is a predicted model, not a curated record. The transcript is spliced from 12 exons. Lineage: Eukaryota; Metazoa; Chordata; Actinopteri; Istiophoriformes; Xiphiidae. Gene Ontology annotation, biological process: regulation of glutamate receptor signaling pathway. Bases 268 to 1698 code for a protein of 476 amino acids.